Molecule: messenger RNA, 1254 nt
Organism: Ipomoea nil (Japanese morning glory)
Lineage: Eukaryota; Viridiplantae; Streptophyta; Magnoliopsida; Solanales; Convolvulaceae
Exons: 1
Coding region: 1-1254 (417 amino acids)
Source: RefSeq, a predicted model, not a curated record
AUGCUGAAAGCCCUGGAGUUUGCGCAAGAGUGGAUUCAGCUAUUAAUGUUGUGUGUCUCAUCGGUGCGGUACACCAUUCAGGCGAAUGGCAAAGGCGUGGGAACAGUUUGUCCAACAAGGGGCAUCCGUCAAGGGGACCCAUUAUCCUCGUACCUCUUUAUUAUAUGUGCAGAGGGGCUCUCCAUUUUGCUGCAACAGGCGGAAGGAUGUGGGGACAUUCAUGGUAUAGCGAGGGGGGCUCCGUCCAUCUCGCACUUAUUCUUCGCAGAUGAUAGCCUCCUGUUCUUUAAGGCUAAUCAACGCAAGGCCCAAAAGGUUAAAGAAUGCUUGGAAAAGUAUAGCGGAGCUUCAGGACAAUUAAUAAAUUUUGACAAGUUUUGUGCUGUGUUCAGUCACAAUACCACUGCCGAUCAUUGGAGGCUAGUGUCUGCAUGCGUAGGGGUGCGCGAGUUGGCCGACUUUGGUAAGUAUCUUGGAUUACCAUCGGUGCUGGGCAGAAACAAAAACGCCACGUUUCACUACAUUGAGGCUAGGAUCCGAGAACGGAUGGGGAAUUGGCAGCACAAAUUUUUAUCCAAGGCAGGCAAGGAGGUUCUUCUCAAGAGCGUUGCUCAGGCGUUACCGAUCUUCACUAUGUCGGUUUUCCUUUUGCCUACCCGAACUUGUGAUUCGAUUGAGAGACUCUUCAAUCGUUACUGGUGGGGUGGAAAUGGAUUAAACGCAAGAGGGAUACAUUGGCUAAGCUGGGCGCGUAUGUGCUUGCCAAAAGAUCGAGGCGGGCUUGGGUUCAAGAGACUACACCAUUUCAACGUGGCACUCUUGGCUAAACAGGGCUGGCGAUUGAUGGUUCACCCUGAAUCAUUGGUCGCUAGACUUCUUAAGGCCAAGUAUUUUCCUCAUUGUGAGUUUCUGGACGCGAGCUUGGGAAGGAAUCCGAGUUCCAUUUGGCGCAGCAUUCUGGUCGGGCAACAGAUUCUUCGCAAGGGAGCAGCACGUCGAAUAAGCAAUGGAGCAGACACUAACUUAUGGGAUUGGUCGUGGUUAGCUAAUGUAACAAAUCCGUCUCUCAUCACUCCGGUCAUAGAGGAGCUGCAGGAUGCGAUGGUGAGCGGAUUGCUCACAAGCCAGGGCGAUUGGGACACAGAGCUUCUGGCGUACAUUUUUUACACAGGCGAUGUUCGACGAAUUAUUGCUACACCAACUGCAGUGCACAUUCCUGAUUCCUGGCGCUGGGUGGGUGUCUGGGUGACAUGA